Ostrea edulis (European flat oyster) is the source of this 6805-nucleotide messenger RNA. RefSeq lists its product as uncharacterized. The record is from RefSeq and is a predicted model, not a curated record. NCBI's taxonomy places the organism in Eukaryota, Metazoa, Mollusca, Bivalvia, Ostreida, Ostreidae. The transcript has 8 exons. Bases 109 to 4983 code for a protein of 1624 amino acids.
AUUCACGGACUCAUUAGAGAAUCUAGAAGAGUUCCGAAGAUUUUGUAAUCCGAAGGAGGAAUAUAUUGAUGGAUUUUAUGCUUGCAAAACGUGAGAAAAGUGAGCAUCAUGUCGGAACAUCCUUGUCAUAAUCUCAGUAAUACAGAAAAACAGAUAUUUACAUGUCGUCAUUGUAUGGCCAAGUUUUUUGACCCGAUUCAAAGAUGGAGACAUAGUAAAAACUGCAAAAGGGAUGCACCAUCGAAAAUUAAAGAUGGAACAGUAUCGCCAAACGGCGCUGGGAAAAGAGAGCAUUCUGCAGAGAAUGUGGAGAAAAUUGGCAGUAAUAAGAAACGACAGAAGAAAGAAAAUCCGCUCAGCUGCUUAAUUUGUAAAUCUGUCUUCACUACUCUGGAAGAGAUGAAAGAACAUGUCAAACAUCCAUGUAGCAAACCUGUUGUUACUAAAUCUCAAUCUCUACACCACACCAAUCCAGAACUGGACAAUUUUGAACAUCAGCUCCAACAGUUACGAGAUGCGAAGGGGGAUGAUAUUGCGACCAACCAGAUUGAGUCUCUACUAAGAGCAGCACAAGCUCUCCAUCAACAGCAACAGGAGCAACAGAAGCAGCAAGCACAGCAGCUACAAAAUGUGGAAACGGAAGUAAUACCAGAUGGGGGUAAUCCAGAUUGGUUGUAUAAUCAAAAUGAACCAGUGUUGUGUAGUGUGGAAGAGUAUGGAGAACCAGCAUUUCCAAGUUACUCCACCAUAGAAGGAUCAGAUGGAAUGCAAGUAGUGAGGGUAGAACAGGUGACGUCCACCCCCCCAGUGGACGAGGAUCGCAGUCUUCAUACGCCUCCAAUAAGCCUUGUAGCAGAGGAUUAUAAACCAGAAGCCACUCAGGAAAUCACUUUGACCUCAACUAACCAAGAUGCACCCACCAACAACGCCCAGAUAAGCUUUAGUGGACCACAAGUAGUCAACUUCAAUCCUGAAAAUAGGGACCUGUCAGUCUCAUUUGAAAGUAAUGCAUGUAAUAACGAGGGUGGCUCGUCAGCGGAGAAGUUCAUUUUGUCAACUGUUGGUGUAGUUGAAAACUUUAAUUCGCAGCAGGCCUCAUCUGCCCAGGAUCCAGGCAGUGAUGGCAGUAUCGUUCUGCCUAGUGAAGUGAGGCUGGUUGGCAGUGAUGGUACGACAGUGACUUUGGUGCUCUCCCCAGACGCACCUAGUAUGACUUCAAAAACAGGAAAUCCAGGGGAUGAAUUUGAUCUCAUUUCACAGGUCAUAGGAGAAGAUUUGAAUCAACAGGAGUCAGCAGAAAAAAAUUGUAAAGAUAUUUCAAAGUUUCCUGAUGAUGUUGACACAAAGGCCAAUUAUAAUUCAAGCAAAGGACCAGGAGUUGAUAUAUCUUGUGGUUCCAAUUUUUCUGAUAAUGAACACAAUUUCAAAUGGGAACAAGCAAUAACAAGUGAACAAGACAUCAUAAAUAAAGCAAAAAAUGAGCAGUCUGAUACCUCUGAAAGCAUAAAACACUGUGAACAAAUUAUUACUGGAACUAACUCAGAACAAGAGACUGAAAUGAAAAAAUGUCUGUCUGGUGAACACGUGGCAAGACCUACAGAAUCAACAGACUCACAGGAGAAAGAAUAUACCGGUGAUUGUAAGUGUACAAGCAAAACUCAAGAACCAGUUGUGAAUGAUGUGAUGGACCAAACGAAAGAAUCUGAUGCACAAACACCUUCCAAGCAAAGCUUAACUGAAAAGGAUUUGAAAUCUCAAUCUGAAGUCAAAGUGUCCAAAAAGAAACCAAAGACUCCGAAAAUUCCAAAGUGUAGAAUUUGUGACAAGGUGUUCAGAACAAUAGAGGUUCUAAGGAAGCACAAUAAAGUACCGUGCAAGGUAAGACUGACAAGAAAUCUCACUCAGAAAGUCUUAAGACCCAAGAAACUGGAAAAACCUGUGCCUCAACCGACUGCUAAGAGAAAGAAAAAGCAGAAACCAGCGCCAGCCAAACCAAAAAUGAUUACACUCAUUAACAGGCGGUUUUCAGAUACCAGAUUAGAAUUAAACAAGGACAAGAAGGGAAAGCUUAAGACAAGGAGGAAAUCUCUUUACGACUUCAACUUCUGCAUCACAAGAAGUAGUGAAUAUAGAAAUGCAAGUCUGGAUGUUUUAGUGAAGUAUGACACUUUGAAUGAGAAGGAACAACAUUUCUUUCAUUUAGGUCUCAUGGCAACAGUUCAUUUACCUUCAGACUACAAGACACCAAAAUCUCUCAUUAGACGAGUUUUGAAAGAGAAUGGGUCUCGCAUAUUGGAAAAGGUUGAUGAUGGAGAGGAUAUAAAUUCUGUGGAAAAAGAUGAACCUCCAGUUUUGGAGAAAGUAGUGGAUGCAGCUGGCAGGCUUCAGGAAGAUAUCUAUAUUCUGAGAGAUGAGAUUAACGAUGAUAUAGAACCUCCAGUGUUGACGACUGUUGCACAGUUGGACAGUACCCGUACUGAAGUAGAUGUAUCAGAAGACAUGAUAUGCCCAGUUCUAAAUGCCUCAUCAGAUAAAGAUGAAGAAACUGGUGCCAUCUUACCUAUGAAAGAACAAGUCAGUCGCCUAGAUGAACUCAACAAGGAGAACAAUUUUGAACAUGAAAAUCUUGCCACAAAAUUACCAGAUGCUUUGAAUUCUGAAAAAUUACAACUUACAGAACAAAUAUCAAAACCAUCUACCCAAAGCAAAGAUGAAAACAGGACAUCAGAAAUGUUAACUACACCAGGAACUGUUUCACCUUUCAAAUCACCAAACAAAACACUGAUUGAACGACAUUUCACAGACGCUAUGGAUGUUUUCAGUGAUACAUUUUCAGACAAUUCAGAAUUCACCAAGACAAAAGUGAGGGAUGAAGAUACCACCAAGCCAUCUUACAGUGUGACACUAGGAUUGCAAACAGACAUACCAGCAGUCACUGACAAAGUCAUGUAUCCAAGAUCUGCUUUUAUUUUAAAGUGUCUUAAAAGGUUAGAAAAUAAACAUAGAAAUGUUCAAGAUCACAAGCCUUUGUCUACAGAUGAGAAAGUUGGAAGGAAGAAUUUGUUUGAGAGUCUAGAAAAUGUUUCGAGCUGUUCCAAAGAUGUUUGCAAGUCUGAUAUUUGUAGUCAAGGAAAAGAAGCCAAAAAUUCAAUAGGAAGCUGUAGUGGCAUAGAAGAAGUGGUCGUAUUUCCUAAACCAGUGGACCCAAAGAAUUUAGAAUAUCGUAAACCAACAUUUACUAUUCCUUCAAAUGAAGAAAUUUUAACUUAUGAAGAUGAUAAUGUGGUGGUCAGGAAACAACCAGAGCUAGAUUCAGUUAGUCCUGAGAAUGGUAGGGAUCUACUGCAGAUCAUUGCAAAGACACUGGGAAUCUUUCCUUCAACAAAACGUAAGCCUCAAGAAAAUCCCUUGAAAGGAUCACCAAAGAAGUACAAGGAAAGGAAGCCUGAAGAUAUUGCUGAUGAUAAAGAUGGCAUGCAGAUUAUUGUUAUGAAUAAUGCCGCCGAGUCCAAAGAUUACACUAUGGGAAUUGAUGUCAUAAAUGUUCCCAAAAACUUAAAUGAAGAACUGAGGAAAGCAGCAACAGAACUAGAAAAUAGGGUCGAGUUUGAGGAUGAGAGUUCCCGUAGUCUCCAUUUCAGUGAUGACAGUACAACUGUUUUAGGAAGAGUGAGUUCUACAGACAAGGUAGGCAGCUGCCAUCAUGUGCCUGGAGAUAUAUCUAUACCGGAAGAAGUAUAUGAGUUUCUUGAGGAUUAUGAAACUGUAAGUCCCAGUGCAUGUAAAACUGAUCAUAUUCAUGGUUAUAUAACCCAAGACAAUGCAGCAAAGAACAACAUUCAUUUGAUACCCGGUCCGCAAGUUAAAACCAGUGAAGUUGUGGAUAUUCAUUUCAACACCUGUUCUAAAGAACCAUUUACUAAUCAACCCGAAUCUCAUGCUUUUUCACGAAAUCCUUUGGAAACAAUCAAGUCGCAAUCUGAAAUCUUAAAGGAUUCCUCAACAAAUACUGUAGAUGUGAGUGGUCAAAAUUUACUGACAACACACUUGCAAAAUGAGGAGGAUUUGCCUCUGUAUGCGAUUCCAGUUGGCUAUGUUUCUGACGAUAACCAAAGCAGCAAAACAUUCCUUUCUCUGAAUCAAGAUAUUAGUACUUCGUUCAGCCAGUCAUCUUCCAAAGCAGCUUUUCCACUACAGAAAGUUAAUGCUGUAAAGACUCGUGUUCAAAAGGCAGAUGUGACUACAGCAUUUGCUGAGAAUGAUGUGUUUGAGAUAGAAAAUAUUCAAGAAGACAGCAGAGAUGGGAUUACCAAAUUGCCUGCCAAUGUUCCAGAUAGUAAUCAGGAUCAACUUUGGAGCCGGAUUUUGGAGGAGUACAAGGCAGAGCGUCAACAGCAUCAGGAACCUGUAAUCCAAAACAGUAAUCCAAGGCCUGGCUUUAUUAGUCAAACACAUCAACAACGGCAUAGAAAUUUAAGUAGCAUAGACAUCAAUACAGAAUCAUUCAUUUCAAAGCCAGAAUUAACACGAAGUUACAGUACUAGUGCUUGCUCAACAAUUUGUGAUACAUCAAACCAAAACCUUUCUAACUGUGAUAAUCCAGGAGAACUGCCUUCUAUGACAUGUUCCUUUUCACCUACAAAUGACAGUCAUUCUCUGAAACUCAUAUUUAGAAAAGAAAAAUCACCCCAAGAACAGAUACCUCCUCUAAAUACAACUUCUAGUGAUCAAGUGAGAAUUAUUCAAAGUGUUAGUGAUAGAGAAACUUUCAUUGAAUCUAAUAUGUCUUCUGCUGUUUCUGAUCCUCCAUCUGCUAAUUUGGAAGAGUCCAAUUUUGAGGAAGGAGAUUCUUUGCCUUACAUGAUUGUAGAUACUGGAGUAGAAAUUUGUAGAAAAGCAAUGGGUACUGAGGAAGAUGAGGACAAUUCAGAUGAUGACUGGGAUUUAGGAAAAGGAAUAGAAUCGCAGGAUGCAAUCACUUAAUUACACAUAAUGCAGUAGUAUAUGUAGUAAAAUUAUGAUCUUUUGAAAAAAAUGCAAUUUUUUGGGUAAGAAAAACCUCUUUUUAUCACAUUUCACUUCAGUUUAUUACUUGUAUAUACGCAAGAUUUUCUACUGCAGACAGAGGUCAAAAGUACCAGAAUUGUAGAAUAUUUCAUUAUGCUUUCAAACAUUGAUAUAUUAAAAGUGAUAUUUUAGUUUGAAACUAGUUUUAAUCCAAUGACCAAAAAUUAACUAUUGCUUUAAAAGCUCUUAAGUUUCUGCAGUUUCUUUUUUACCAUGUUUAAAGAAAUUUUCAGGGUUUUUAAAAAAAUACAUGAGGGUAUGAAAUGCAACACUUUAUGCCCACAUACUUCAAAAAGUGCAUUAGCACUUCAUGAAAAGAAUACUGUUAUGAAGCAUUGUUGUUGAUACCUUCGUGUAUUUUCAAAAAUGUAAUUUAUUUCUUAUAUUUACAUUCUCCUUUAAUGUCAGCCGUUAAAAUAGAUGUACUAUAUUCAUCAAGAUCCAUACGCUCAUUUUUCACAACUACAGCGCAUUCAUGAGGAAAUGGCCAUCAUUACAAUUUGUGAAGUAUCAAAACCAAAAAUAUUGGAAAUGUUCAUCUUUAUUGAUAACGUAACGUACAGACAGACGUGAUACAACUUUUUGAGUGUGAUUUAUGUUUGGUUUUUUAACUUCAAAGGAUAGAAAGAAGAACUAGGUUUCUAAAAACUUCAAGGGAUAGAAAGAAAAGCUUGGUUUUUAAAAACUUCCAAGGGAUAGAUAGAAAAACUGAUCAACAGAUAUUGUGGUGGAAAUUGGACCAAACAUGGCUUUUGAAAAAAGAACAUCAGUUUAUAUGAAAAUUGUAUUUUGAAUUUUAUUUUUUUUUUAUAGUCUUGGUACUUUUUUUCAUUGUCUGCAGUUUAUGAUUUCUCCAGUCUGUGAUAGCUUUAAGAUGUGUGGUCGAAUUUUUUUAUGAUUUGAUAAUUUCUCUUACAGAUUUUAAAUGUGUUUCUUGCAUACGUUUAUUUGAUUUGUAUACAGAACUUCAUAUCCUAUAACAUCUAAGUGCCAAACAUUUCCCUGAAGACGAAUUUUUAAACAGAACAUACCAACUUGGAAAUCUUAUUAAAUUUUUUUUUACUAUAGUAUUUUGCAUGUUGUAUGACAGAAAAUUGGAUGAUGGAGGGAUUCCUUGAUUAACUUCUACUUUUACGUUCAUCAAGACGGGUUGUAAAUUUUCCUCUUUUGCACAAAAUCAGUUUUAUUUUUUACAUUUUAUAGUAAAAUGCAUGCAAAAUGAACAUUAAUUAGAUGUUUAUUAGAAUGGUAUGUUUAAAUUACGGUAAUUUUGAAAUCAAACUGUAAAUUUUAACAUAACUCUAACAUUAAUUGCACUAAAUCAAUUGAAUACAAUCAUAUAAGUUAGUUUUGAAACAGGUUUGAUGGAUUUUAUCGAAGGCUAUGAGCACUUGGGUGUGCUUCACGGUCGAAUUGGAAAUGGAUGAAUUGAUUUUUGUUGCGGUUAACAGGGAAAAGCAAAAUUCCAGUCCUUCCAUUUACAUAAGAGCUGCACAUAAGAAACAGAGGAAUAUGAUAAAGAUAUGUACGGAGAUAAAGGGUUAAAUAAAUAUAUGUAUUCAGCAUAACGUAAAUGUCUUGUUCACUUGUAAUUGCAGAUUACUUAUUGUAGUUCAGAAAACAGGUGGUUUUUCGUAAAGUUUAAAAAUUGCUAUUGUAUGUUUGUUUUCAUGCAUUUGAUAUUUUGAUUUCUGUUAAUCCUGUAUACAGAAAUGUUAAUAAAAAGCAUAUUCGUUCG